CCUCAGUUCUCAGCUGAUCUGCCUGGUUGUUCAGCUAUUAUCACCGGUGAAGUGAAAGGUAAGGAAGGUGAAUUAGAAGGGCUUCUGUCAUCCAGGAGAAAGAAGAAUGUUUUUUCUGAGGACUUCUACAUUAAUGCAACAGUGAACUGUCAAGCUUACAUUGAAAAAAGAGGUUUCAUCACAGUUCCUCUCAGUGAGGAAGAGAAAGAUUUCCCCAUUGCAUACUCCAUGGUGAUCCAUGACAAGAUUGAGAUGUUUGAGCGGCUUCUACGAGCUGUUUAUGCUCCUCAGAACAUCUACUGUGUACACGUGGACCAGAAAUCAUCUGCUACAUUCAGGCACGCUGUGGCAGCGAUUGUUUCAUGCUUUCCCAAUGUGUUUGUAGCCAGUAAAUUAGAAAGAGUGGUAUAUGCCUCGUGGUUCAGAGUACAGGCAGAUCUGAAUUGCAUGAAAGAUCUGCUAAAUACUCACAUCAACUGGAGGUACCUGCUUAACACCUGUGGGACAGACUUCCCCAUUAAAACAAACAGAGAGAUGGUGAGGGCACUGAAGUUUCUUAAUGGGAGGAACAGCAUGGAGUCUGAGGUGACUCCUGGCUACAAGAAAGGUCGUUGGCAGUAUCACCACAAUAUCACAAACAGUGUUAUCAAAACAAAUGUGAGGAAAAGUGACCCACCAAUCAACAUCCCCAUGUUCUCAGGAAAUGCCUACUUUGUAGUCACAAGAGCGUUUGUGGAACAUGUGAUGGAGGACAGAGAGGUUCAGAAGUUUCUGGAGUGGGAGAAGGACACAUACAGCCCUGAUGAGCACAUCUGGGCCACCCUGCAGAGGAUGCCCCCUCUUCCUGGGUCAGUGCCCCAAAAUGGGAGGUAUGACAUGUCAGACAUGCUAGCUUUGGCUCGUGCAGUGAAGUGGUGGUAUUCAGCAGGAGAUAUGAAUAAGGGAGCCCCAUAUUACCCAUGCACUGGUGUUUACAGAAGAGCUGUUUGUGUGUAUGGAGUUGGUGACCUCCCAUGGCUCCUGAAACAACACCACCUGUUUGCAAAUAAGUUUGAUCCAGAGGUUGAUGAUGUUGCCAUAAGGUGUCUGGAAUCAGUCCUGCGUUUCAAAGCUUUAGGCCAUGACCCACUGUUCACUCAGGAAAAUGUGACCAUUGUGUAA
This is a messenger RNA of Pelmatolapia mariae (spotted tilapia), 1161 nucleotides long. RefSeq names its product beta-1,3-galactosyl-O-glycosyl-glycoprotein beta-1,6-N-acetylglucosaminyltransferase 3-like. The transcript has a single exon. The record is from RefSeq and is a predicted model, not a curated record. Gene Ontology annotation, molecular function: acetylglucosaminyltransferase activity. Gene Ontology annotation, cellular component: membrane. Bases 229 to 1161 code for a protein of 310 amino acids. NCBI's taxonomy places the organism in Eukaryota, Metazoa, Chordata, Actinopteri, Cichliformes, Cichlidae.